GGCGGGUUAUCAACAACAGAGUCGGUCUUAGGAGCUAACGAUACUGAGGGGACAGAGCUUGAGUGUUGUUUUGAAUUUGCUGGAAGACACUGACUCGAAGGGGGGCUAGGGCCUGUGGAUAAGAUGGCGGAUGUAGAAGGCGAUGAAUCUCGGUCGGCUCUUCCUUCGGCAUCCCGUAACGGUCCAGUUGUCGGUUCGUCUGCGGGCACCGCGGGCCACAACGCAGCUAUCGUAACGUCAGGUCCACGGAAGGUGAGGAUCGUCAAGUCUGAAUCAGGCUACGGUUUCAAUGUUCGUGGUCAAGUUAGCGAAGGAGGACAGCUUCGGAGCAUCAACGGGGAACUGUACGCUCCUCUUCAGCAUGUCAGCGCUGUUUUGCCCGGUGGUGCAGCAGACCGAGCUGGGAUAGCAAAGGGUGACAGGAUCCUGGAAGUUAAUGGGGUGAGUGUGGAAGGUGCCACCCAUAAGCAGGUGGUGGACCUGAUCCGUGCAGGGGAGAAGGAGCUGGUUCUGGCUGUGCUGUCUGUUCCAUCCCAGGAGGCUGAUGGUUUGGAAGGAGGAGAGGAUGUCCAACCCAACUAUGACUACAGUGACAAGCAGGCAGUGCCCAUUUCCAUUCCCACAUACAAACAUGUAGAGCAGCACUCCGAGAGGUUUGUGGUGUACAACGUGUACAUGUCAGGUAGACAGCUGUGCUCAAAGCGCUACCGGGAGUUUGCUAUCCUGCACCAGAACCUGAAGAGGGAGUUUUCCAACUUCAACUUCCCAAAGCUUCCCGGCAAAUGGCCAUUCUCCCUGUCUGAACAGCAGCUGGAUGCUCGCCGUAGAGGCCUGGAGGAAUAUCUUGAGCGAGUUUGCUCUGUACGGGUGAUCGGGGAGAGUGACAUCAUGCAGGAGUUUCUCUCUGAAUCAGAUGAGAACUACAAUGGAGUGACAGAUGUAGAACUGCGGAUAGCCCUGCCAGACAAGACCACCAUCUCUGUGAGAGUCCGCAAAAACAGCACCACAGACCAGGUGUACCAGGCAUUAGUGAUGAAGGUUGGAAUGGACAGUAUUAUGGCAAGCUACUUUGCCCUUUUUGAAGUCAUCAACCACUCCUUUGUGCGGAAGCUGGCGCCUAAUGAGUUUCCCCACAAGCUUUAUGUGCAGAAUUACACGUCGGCAGUGCCGGGGACUUGCUUGGCACUCCGCAAAUGGUUGUUCAGCCUCCAGGAGGAGGAGUUGCUAAGAGACAACCCGUUGGCACUGCACUACUGCUUUCACCAGGCAUUGGAAGAUGUGAAGAAGGGAUUCAUAAAAACAGAGGACAAAUCCUACCAGCUGCAGAAGCUGGCAGAGCAGCGCAAGAUGGCCACGUACCUGAGUCUGCUGCGGACAUGUGAGGGCUACAAUGAGGUGGCGUUUCCGCACUGCUCCUGUGACUCCAGGAGGAAGGGACAUGUCAUCACAGCUAUCAGCGUCCAUCACUUCAAGCUGCACGCUUGUACUGAGGACGGCACGCUGGAGAACCAGGUGAUAGCUUUUGAGUGGGGGGAGAUGCAGCGCUGGGACACCGAUGAGGAGGGGAUGGCGUUCUGCUUUGAAUACGCCAGAGGAGAGAAGAAACCUCGCUGGGUCAAGAUCUUCACUCCAUACUUUAACUACAUGCAUGAGUGCUUUGAGCGUGUCUUUUGUGAGCUGAAGUGGAGGAAACAGGUUGAGGAAGAGGCAUCUGACAAAGACAACAAAAACUGCAGCAACAAUGACUAUCUGCCUCCUCUGGAGACACAGCAGAAGGGAUGGCGCCACCUAGGGGGGGAGAUCGCAACUUCCUAAAACCAUUUAUCUUCACUCAAACUAGAACUGGUCCACUCACAUCAUCACAACCACCCCAGAGAGCGCCCAUCGACAAACACAGAACUGAGUGACAGACUGAGGCGAUCCAAGCCCCGAAAACAAACUGAAAGUGACCAAUUUGUGAAAUUGGAAUAGUCACACUUAACCAACCCCAGGGAUACACACAGCAAGAAGAGCUAUGAAGGAGAACAAACAAAAGCCAACUUUCAUGUCAUUUACUAGAUCUCCAUAGCGUGUCUGUUGUUUUCCUCCAUGCAUCUGCCGUGUGAUGUGGGGCAGGACACAAGCAAAUUCUCACCACUGGUUGAGAUGUAACACACACAUACAGUGUGUGACUGGUCAGGAUCACCACAGCGCUGCAGCACCAUUUGCGCAAAGAGAGCACCUCGAUGACUCACCACCUGAUGAGGGAGCAGACUUAUGGAAUAGGACUGUGACGGGCGGUUCUCCAACACGAUCGGCUCGGCCCAAAGCCUUCAGCGUGGCCCUCGUCUGCUAAACUGAGCUGAGAUGAUGGAGAUGAAAUUAAGAAGGGAGGGAUAUAGAAAAACGGGGUUUUCACUUUAACAGUUAGUGAUAAAGAGAGAAAGCAAAAUCAUGCUUUAAACUGAUGAUGGACAUUAACAUAAAAAUUAUGUUUUCUAUCUGUAAGGUCAGAAGUAUUCUGUCCUUGUCAGAAAACAUAAAUGUAACUAACUGAAAAUGGAUGUGGGGGAACAUGUUCAUAAUUGUGUGUAUGUUAUGUAUCUUCUGAUAAAAUAUAGAUUAAUAUAAGAGCUAAAAUAAUUGGUUUCUUGAUCUAACACAAUGGAACUAACUGAAUUGCGUUCAAGCUGCUCUAACAAAUCUCCAUUUUUCACCUUGUCUAUUGGUCUGUUGGCAGUCUGCCAUUAAUGUCAGUAUGUGUAUUUAUCCCCCUCGCAAGUGUUUUAUUGUGGUGAUUUUGCAGAGCUUGGAAGUUGAGAGGAAGAGGUUUUCUCAUUCUCAGCUCUGUGCACGGAUGAUCUCUUGAACGAAAGGUUGAUGGGCCAAACGUUGAUGUUUUUGAAAUGGCACACGUUCUACAUGGGUAAUCUUUCCGACAGAUUAUGAAUAUAAGGGCAGGAAAGUUUUUUUUUUUGAGUGUAUGUCCGUUGAGCUGCAGUUUUCUGAACAGGCAGCAGAGAGCAGCAGAGUGUAAGACAGAUUUUGUUGUAUGUUUUGAGCAGAAAUAGAAAUCCUCUCAGAGCUUCUUAAAGUGUGAUCCCUCGGGCUCUGUAACUCACCCAAAAUUAUCACUCCUCUGCAGUUUGUCCAUUAACCACGUCAGGAGGACAGAUUGUGUGUAUGUGUGUGUUGUACAGAGUAGAUGGUGCAUAAAGUUGUGUGACUGCAACCACAACCAUCAGCAUACAUAGCGAUGCAGACAGCUGUCUGCCUCUUACGACACCUAAAUGAGUGCAGUAUUAGUUGUGCGUGCUUGCACAUGGCAUAUGACUAUAAUGACAGUUUUACAAUUUACACUGCUUAUUUUUUCUCUGUGUAGAUGUUCAGUUUCAGACAUUUUUGUCUCACUUUAAGUGUGUAGAAUGCAGGUAUACAUGCUGACAAAAAAUGCUUCUGAAUGGAGACAAUGUGGGUAAAUGUACUGAUUUCACCUGAAUGCAAUAGAGUUUUGUUUAUCCCACUAAGUGCUAGUAGUCUAUCAGAGCCUAAUCAUUACUGACUCAUUCUUGUUCUUCACUUGCCUUCUUCACACUUCUGGCAGCGACCAAAAACAUGAAGUGAUGAGAGUGAUGUUGGUUUAUUUUUUUAUUCACACUGACUUUAGAGCACAAGUUCAAGUUUCACUUUGUUUGUUUGUUUGUUUUCUCCAGUUGAGCUUAGCUUUCGGUUCAAUAAAAUGUUUAAUUCA
Siniperca chuatsi (mandarin fish) is the source of this 3730-nucleotide messenger RNA. RefSeq names its product sorting nexin 27a (gene snx27a). Gene Ontology annotation, cellular component: early endosome. Gene Ontology annotation, molecular function: protein binding; phosphatidylinositol-3-phosphate binding. Bases 124 to 1815 code for a protein of 563 amino acids. Lineage: Eukaryota; Metazoa; Chordata; Actinopteri; Centrarchiformes; Sinipercidae. Gene Ontology annotation, biological process: signal transduction; intracellular protein transport. The record is from RefSeq and is a predicted model, not a curated record. The transcript has 13 exons.